This is a messenger RNA of Dothidotthia symphoricarpi CBS 119687, 1224 nucleotides long. Its product is annotated as 26S proteasome-like protein regulatory subunit. Lineage: Eukaryota; Fungi; Ascomycota; Dothideomycetes; Pleosporales; Dothidotthiaceae. Gene Ontology annotation, cellular component: proteasome regulatory particle, lid subcomplex. The transcript is spliced from 3 exons. Gene Ontology annotation, biological process: protein deubiquitination; proteasome-mediated ubiquitin-dependent protein catabolic process. The record is from RefSeq and is a predicted model, not a curated record. Gene Ontology annotation, molecular function: proteasome binding; protein binding; metallopeptidase activity. The coding region runs from base 117 to 1118 and encodes 333 amino acids.
GCUCAUCAUCGCCGCCGCCUCAUCCACGCCCUCGCCCCCGUCCACGACUCCCAACACCCCCGCCUACCCCCUACACAACACACCCACAUCCACCCUUACCAGCACCACCACCCACCAUGGACCGGUUAAGCCGAAUGCUCGCCGCCGCGCAGGGCAUGGGCGGCAUGGGCGGGCCCGCACAAGACACCAACCUGAUCGACAACUCGGAAACCGUCUACAUCUCGUCGCUGGCCCUGCUGAAGAUGCUGCGGCACGGACGCGCCGGUGUGCCUAUGGAAGUCAUGGGGCUGAUGCUGGGCGAGUUUGUCGACGACUACACAGUGAGGGUGGUUGACGUCUUCGCCAUGCCGCAGUCGGGAACCGGUGUGUCGGUCGAGGCCGUGGACCCCGUCUUCCAGACCAAGAUGAUGGACAUGCUGCGCCAGACAGGAAGGCAAGAGACAGUCGUCGGCUGGUACCACUCACAUCCCGGUUUCGGCUGCUGGCUCUCGUCCGUCGACAUCAACACACAGCAGUCGUUCGAGCAGCUCACCCCCCGCGCCGUCGCCGUCGUCGUCGACCCCAUCCAGUCGGUCAAGGGCAAGGUCGUCAUCGACGCCUUCCGCCUCAUCAACCCACAGACGCUCAUGAUGGGCCACGAGCCGCGCCAAACAACCUCCAACGUCGGCCACCUCAACAAGCCCUCGAUUCAGGCCCUCAUCCACGGCCUGAACCGCCACUACUACUCCAUCGGCAUCGACUACCGCAAGAACGCCCUUGAGGAGAACAUGCUGAUGAACCUGCACAAGCACGUCUGGACCGAGGCUCUGCUGAUGGACGACUUCAAGGAGGAGGGCGCGCGGAAUAACGACCGCUUGCAGAAGCUGGUCACGCUGGCAGAGGGCUACGAGAAGAGGGUCAAGGAGGAGACGGAGUUGACAAAGGACCAGCUGAAGACACGAUACGUCGGCAAGGUGGACCCAAAGAAGCACAUCCAAGACGUCGGCCAGCAACUCAUCGAAGACAACAUCGUCUCCGUCUCGCGGCAAAUGAUCGACAAAGAAGCCUCCGUACCAAAGUCCACCCCCAAGCAGACAGGGCACACAACCGGUGAUGAAGAUGUCGACAUGGAUGACUAGGCAUCGUCUGAGGAUAAGAGUCUACACAUUACCAUCUCCUACAUGGAAUGAUGCGUCGUCGCAUUUGACGUGGAGGGAGGGGCAUAUUUUGAAGUGAAGCGGGCGC